GGCAAAAAGGAGUGCGAAACCAGUCUCCCUCUCUCUCUCUCUCUACGCCAAACAGAAGCCCUUCCCUCACCUUCGCCCUGGAACGAUCGAGGCCCCUCGUUCACUCUUUCGAAUUUCUGGAGAUAUCAGGCCCUUAGAUGCAUAACAGAACUAAGUUGAAGUCUGCUAAUGAAGACAAAUCUCCUAAGGUCAACUGGUGCAAUCAUGCAUCUGCUUUUGAGGAUUUUUCCUGUCAAGACAAAUUUUUGAGCUCAGGUUUUUUGUUCUCUUUACCGACACAAAAACCUCAAACCCAGAAAAGUGUUGAUCAGUUGUUGUGUACAAGGUCUAUUGCUUGUGAAGUUCAUGGAAGCGAGAGGCUACAAUUGUUACAAGUUGAGAAGGCCUGGAAAGCUCUUUCGAGCAUGCAACUGGCUUGCAGGAAUUACUUGAUACCUGGUUUAACUGCUCCAGUACAGAACCAUAACAAAGAUCAUCUUCGAGCUCCAUUUACUGACUCAUCCAACAAUGUUAAGAAUGUGGAUACUUCCCAAGUAUUUAAAGGCCCAUUCCAUGAAAAUAUGCCUUCUCAUGUCAAUUACAGUUCACAUUCUAGAUCAUUCCCUCAAUAUGAUUCACCACAUUAUGCAACAGACUCAUUGCUAAAAAGUACUUACGAUAAGAACAAUAAUGUAGCUUCAGAAAUGGCACAAGUAACUGGAGCACAAAUGCAGAGCUCUGCCACUCAUCGGGUUAUUGAUGACCAUGAGCUUGUGUGUACUGCUGCUGAUAAUCUUGCUGAUGACAAGUUUUUAGAUGCUCUUGAUGAUGAUGAAAUAUUGGAGAGUAUUGAUGUUGACCAAAUAGUUAUGGAACACUAUCAAGUAACUGCCACACCAGAAGGAUUUAUGUGUAAACAGACACCUUUUACCCCAGUUUCCAGUAGAAGUUGUACGGUAAUCCCUGAUGAAAACAUGUUGCCACCAGAACUACAUGAAUCAUGUAUUCAUGGCUCCAAGCUAGCUCUGUGUCCAGAAGCUGCAAUUCAUCUGCAAGAGAUGAAGGAUCAGCUCAUUGCUGUAUCAAAUGAACUUCUUGAUAAUGCUACUGAGCUUAGUCCUCCGGACUGUGAAAAUCUUCGUCAAAAGCGGUUAUAUCUGAAUAAGAAGAUCCAGCUGCUUGAGAAGUACCUUUGCAGUCUAAAUCUAGAUGAAGAAAGACAGAGAUCACAUUCUAUGGCAUCAUCAACUACUGCAAGGGGUUUUGGACCUGAGAACCCCACAAACAAAUAUAUGAUAGAUCCUAUUAGGUUUAACACCCAGGUUCAUCUAAGAAAUGAAACAGGGAACUGUAUGAUGUGGAGCUCACCUGCCCCAUCCCACUAUACAGAUAGGUUUGAUGCUGCACCCUUGGAAAGAGAAGUGUUUGCUCCAAAGCUUCAGAACAUUAAUUACGUUGAAGGAUCUGGAGAUAUAAAGUGGAAAAGUUUAGAUUUUCCAUGGACCAAGAAACUCGAGGCCAACAACAGAAAAGUUUUUGGAAAUCACUCAUUUCGUCCUAAUCAAAGAGAGGUGAUUAAUGCAACAAUGAGUGGAUGUGAUGUCUUUGUUUUAAUGCCAACUGGUGGUGGGAAGAGCCUGACAUACCAGCUUCCUGCUCUCAUCAGCCCUGGAAUAACAUUAGUAGUUUCACCGCUUGUCUCACUCAUCCAAGAUCAGAUUAUGCAUUUGUUGCAGGCAAACAUUCCCGCUACUUAUCUUAGUGCCAGUAUGGAAUGGGUUGAACAACAGGAGAUUUUUCGAGAAUUGAUGUCUGGUUCUUGCAUAUACAAGCUGCUGUAUGUCACUCCAGAAAAAAUUGCUAAGAGUGAUGUUUUAUUGAGACACCUGGAUUCUCUACAUUCUCGGGGAUCACUUGCUAGAAUUGUUAUUGAUGAAGCUCAUUGUGUAAGCCAGUGGGGGCAUGAUUUUAGGCCCGAUUAUCAGGGUCUUGGAAUUUUGAAGCAGAAGUUUCCAAAAGUCCCAGUGCUAGCUUUGACUGCUACAGCAACUGUCAGUGUAAAGGAAGAUGUUGUACAAGCUCUUGGGCUUGUGAACUGCAUUGUUUUUCGACAGAGUUUCAAUCGUCCAAACUUGUGGUACUGUGUAAUACCCAAGACAAAGAAGUGUUUGGAGGACAUUGACAAAUUCAUCAAAGAAAAUCAUUUUGAUGAUUGUGGCAUCAUCUACUGUCUCUCAAGAAUGGACUGCGAAAAAGUGGCUGAAAAGCUACAGGAAUUUGGACAUAAAGCAGCAUUUUACCAUGGGACCAUGGACCCUCUUCAAAGAUCAUAUGUGCAGAAGCAGUGGAGUAAAGAUGAGAUCAACAUAAUUUGUGCCACUGUGGCAUUUGGAAUGGGUAUCAACAAACCUGACGUUCGUUUUGUUAUUCAUCAUUCUCUUCCAAAAUCUAUUGAAGGUUAUCAUCAGGAAUGUGGACGUGCUGGUAGAGAUGGUUUACGAUCAUCUUGUGUACUGUACUACAACUAUAGUGAUUAUAUUCGUGUCAAGCACAUGCUUACCCAAGGCAUGAUUGAGCAAAGUCCCUUGGCAUCUGCAUCAAGACGCAAUUCGUUUGUCAGCAAUGAUAGAGUGUUUGAAACAAAUAUUGAGAACCUUUCACGCAUGGUUAGCUAUUGUGAGAAUGAAACAGAUUGCAGACGUUUACUACAACUGAUUCAUUUUGGUGAAAAGUUCAAUCCAGACAACUGUAAAAGAACCUGUGAUAAUUGUUCAAAACUGUUGACUUGGGUUGAGAAGGAUGUAACUGAUAUAGCAAAGCAAAUGGUUGAAUUAGUAAUAUCAACUGGAAAGCAGUAUUCAACAUCUCAUGUUCUGGAAGUAUACAGGGGUUCCCUGAGCCAAAAUGUUAAGAAACAUAGGCAUGACAAUUUGGGCCUUCAUGGAGCUGGAAAGCAUCUGCCAAAAGGUGAAGCAUCAAGAGUUAUUCGUCAUUUAGUUGUUGAAGAUAUACUUGUGGAAGAUGUCAGGAAAAGUGAUAUUUAUGGAUCCAUUUCUUCUGUUUUAAAGGUAAACGAGUCUAAGGUGCAAAGACUUCUCUCUGGAAAACAAAGGAUCAUAUUGAGGUUUCCUGCUCCUGCAAAGGCAUCUAAAAUGAACAAACCUGAAGGGACACCAGCAAAGGGUUCAUUGCCAAUGAACACAAUGACAUAUGACAUGGGCGCUCAAUCAACAAAUGAAAUCGACCUGAAUCUUUCUGUCAAACUUUAUGCUGCUUUACGUAUGCUGCGAACAGCUCUUGUAAAAGAAGCUGGUGAGGGGGUCAUGACAUAUCACAUAUUUGGAAAUGCCACAUUGCAGCAGAUUAGCAAGAUAAUACCAAGAACCAAAGAAGAACUUCUCGAGAUCACUGGCAUUGGAAAGGCAAAGGUCCAUAAGUACGGGGAUCGUGUGUUGGAAACUAUAGAAACUACAAUCAGAGAGUACCGUAAAACGAGUAGGAAUAGCAGCAGUAGCAGCAAUGAUAAUGCUGAUGGAACAAAGAAGCGGAGGGGCUCAGCAGGCAGCGAACCAGGUGCUAAUGAUGAUGACUUUGCCGAAAGCACCGUGCAGUCAAAAAAACGAGUAGCAAAACUAGUAAACAGCCAAAAUGGUCCAGCAGACACCACAAGCAUGUCAGCUUAUAAUGGUCGGUGUAUAGAUAUCGAUCUUGAUGGUUAUGAGAUGGAGAGUGAGGAUUCAGUUCCUCCUACGAGGCAGGGACCCCCUGGUCGAGUUCUGCCUCAAUGGUUAACUCCAGCAAACCAAAUCAACAGCCGCAUAGGUGGCCUUUUUAAGGAAUACGCAUUCAAGAAAUAGUUGGAUAAGCGAGAUGGUUGCCCUUUCCGGUUCCUCCUGGCGAUUUGCUUCCAGUCUACAAGGUCAUCCAUUCUGUACAUCACAUCCACUUUGCGGGCUGCUAACUUCAAUUCUGCUGCUGGAAAAUGUCUUUUGGGUGCAAGGUCGAUUUUGAUGUCUGGUUAAAAGUCUAGUUAGGGUGGGUGGGAGGUGCAAAGAGUUUGGAGGAAACGUGACCAAAUUUUUGAAGACAUGUUAAUAGUUAUGCAAGGCACAAGUAGUGAUGUAUACUUAGCUGCGCGAUGCAAGUGCAAUUUUGAUAUACUUUUUUGAGAAUUUGUAGGGCAAUUGCGUUAUUGUAAAUUCCUAUCUACUACACCAAGCCAAGGAUCAGAUUGUCUUUAUGGAAUGGGAGGGUGCCCAAAUUUCUG
This is a messenger RNA of Musa acuminata subsp. malaccensis (wild Malaysian banana), 4246 nucleotides long. NCBI's taxonomy places the organism in Eukaryota, Viridiplantae, Streptophyta, Magnoliopsida, Zingiberales, Musaceae. The record is from RefSeq and is a predicted model, not a curated record.